Molecule: messenger RNA, 808 nt
Organism: Helianthus annuus (common sunflower)
Lineage: Eukaryota; Viridiplantae; Streptophyta; Magnoliopsida; Asterales; Asteraceae
Exons: 3
Coding region: 63-560 (165 amino acids)
Source: RefSeq, a predicted model, not a curated record
UGGGUCUGAAUUGGGGGAUCCAGAUUCAUUUACCCUAACUAUAAAACCCCAUCGAUACUCUCAUGAUCGAUCAUCACCAGAUCUUCUUCACCUCACCCACUUUUCUCGAGUUUUCCGAACAUCAAUUACUCUCAAUUCAAUUCAGGGUUUCUUGGAAAAUGGCUGAACAAAUCAAGCAGCAACCAGCUUUCGUUAAGAUCAGCGAACUUCGUCCUGGUGCUUUUGGUCUUAACUUAACUGUAAAAGUGGUUAGUUCAAAGGCAAUAAUGACACGCGGUCGCAAUGGGACUCAAGGUCGUAACAUGCGUCUUGCUGAAUGUUUGGUUGGUGAUGAAACUGGAAUUGUUGUCUUUACUGCUAGAAACGACCAAGUGGACGCCAUGAAGGAGGGCAGCACUGUCAUUUUGAGAAAUGCAAAAAUCGACAUGUACAAAGGGUCCAUGAGACUUGCAGUGGACAAAUGGGGGCGUGUUGAAGUAACUGAAGCAGCUGCGUUUUCUGUUAAGGAAGACAACAAUCUGUCACUUAUCGAGUUUGAACUUAUCACAGUUGAAGAGUGAGAUUUUACCCUUUUGCCCUUGCCCUUGACUCCUAAACAUCUGUGCUUGUGUAUUAAAGGGCAGUUUAUUUACAGCUUACUGUAAGUUUUCUUACCCUUUAAUGACUAAUUAGCGGCUGUUUUGGUUAUCAUGAGAUGAGAAAUAGUCUGUGAGAAUAGUAAAACUGUAAAAGUACUCGCUUAUCUAAGUUUUAAAGUUUCCUGUUUAUGUAUUACAUUUUGUUUUGAAUGAUCUUUUUUUUCUUUGCA